Messenger RNA from Coturnix japonica (Japanese quail), 1736 nucleotides. Its product is annotated as alpha-N-acetylgalactosaminide alpha-2,6-sialyltransferase 2-like. NCBI's taxonomy places the organism in Eukaryota, Metazoa, Chordata, Aves, Galliformes, Phasianidae. Gene Ontology annotation, molecular function: sialyltransferase activity. The record is from RefSeq and is a predicted model, not a curated record.
CUGGGUGACAGACAUGCACCCAUCUGCCUUUACUGUUCUUGCUUUACUAACAACCGCUUCCUGAGCUCUGUUUCCUCCUUCCACCCUUCUGUGCAGCUUCCUCCCAUGCUGCUCCGCACUGUGCCCUGUGCUGGGCUCUGUCCCAUUCUCACCGUGCUGUCCAGGGCUGGACACUGGCUGUCCCUGCUCCAGCUGUACUUUGUCACACGGGCACAGCGGCCACGGAGUCCCACGGUCAGCAGGAGGAAGGCAAGGGAGAGGACAGGAGAGUUUCCCACCUUGAGCCCUGCACCAAGGCUGAGGCUCCCAUCCCUCCCUACAAGCAUCCACCAUGAGAAGACCCCCAGGAGGCUGCUGCCCCCCAGCCCUCACGCCGUGCUCGGGGCGCUGUGCCCGUGGCACCGGGCUGACCCUCACCCUGCUCGCCGUGCUGCUGUUGCUGCUGCCCACACAGCACAGCCUGUGGCUCCAGCUCUCAAGGACUCCUGUCCACCACAGAGCCACAACCACAGCAGCCCCAGAGCGGGUGACACGGGCAGCACGGCCACCCCCUGGCUCCAGAAUGUCACCAGACCUUGGGGACACAUAUGGGCAGGAUGAGACCUACAGCAGCUCGGGCUGUCCCAGCAGCAUCAGGAAGAGGAUUGGGGCCACUGAGUUUGGGGCCGCUUUCCUGCCCACCAUCCCGGUGCUGCAGUGGGCACGGCACGCACGGGAAGAUGAGUAUCAGCGGCUGCACCGAUACGGGGGGGCUCACGGCUGGAAGGACAUCAGCUGGGAUGUGCUGAAGUCAUCCCUGUCCCUCCUCAACACCUCAAGCAGUUCAGUGCUCUUUGACAUCCACCCUCUGGCCACACGCUGCACCCGCUGUGCCGUGGUGGGCAAUGGGGGCAUCCUCCAUGGCUCCGGAAUGGGCACCACCAUCGAUGCUCACGACUAUGUGUUCAGGGUGAAUGGGGCCAUCACGGAGGGCUUUGAGCGCGAUGUUGGCAGCAGGACGUCCUUCUAUGUCUUCUCCACCAACACCAUGAUGAACGCGCUGCGCAGCUACGCCGCCAACGGCUUCCAGCACCCACCCCAAACACCGGAGACGUGCUACAUCUUCCUCCCAGACCACGACCGUGACUACCUGCUGCUGCGGGCAGCCCUGAGCCAGCAGCCUGUGGACAGUGGCCAAGAUGAGGGGGUUCACCCCCAGGAGUUCUUUGGGGAGGACUUGCAGGUGGAGAAGUUUAGGAUGCUGCACCCGGAUUUCAUCCGCUACCUCAGGAACCGGUUCCUCCAUUCCCACAUCCUGGCCACCCCAUUCUGGCAGCUGUACCGACCCUCCACUGGUGCUGUGAUGCUGCUGACCGCUAUCCACACCUGUGACCAGGUGAGCGCCUUUGGGUUCGUGACACCGGGCUACCGGGCGUACUCAGAUCAUUACUUUGACCAUGGGCACAAGGAGGUGCAGUUCUUCAUCAACCACGACCUGAGAAUGGAGAUGCAGCUGUGGCAGCGACUGCAGCGCAGUGGGAUUCUGUGGCUCUACACCGGCUCAGAGGGGAUCUGAUGGGCUGGGUGUGUUGCUGGGACCUGUGAGUGAGGAGCCGGGCUGGGACUCGAGCACAGUGUAUGAUGAGUUUUGCCAGGCCCUGCACAGCUCUGCUGUGGGGUAAAAUGAAUUAAUGACGUGAAAUUGAGUGUGGGAGAAACAGGAACUGAAUCAGGGAGUAUCUGGUGCUGCGACUUCA